CAAUAUUCAAGUUUUUAGCAAUCAAUUACAAGUGAGUUUGUGUGAGUUCCUUUGUGAACGUUUUUGCUUAAUCUCUCCUUUGAGGAUUCGGGAGAAUUGAGUGGUCUCUUAUCAACUAGAGAACGCGUCUAGUUGUGGCGAGCAUUGACUAUAUCGAUUGGCCUUAUCCAUGGGUUCGAGAUUGUUUGAUUGGUUUCAUAUACCAAUUUACCCUUCUCACGAGUUCGGGUCUGUCUGAUCGAUUUUCGCGAAUAUCGUUUAUUUUCGUGUUAUUGAAGAAGAAGAAAACCAUAAAAAGUUCGAUGUUGUGCAACUCUGGUGUUUUGGUUCAAGUUUGGGUGGAUUCUCGAAUUAGGAUCAUAUCAAGUGGUAUCAGAGCCUGGUUAUUCUUCAAGGAUUAAAAGGGGAAUAAUGCGCCAGCAAUGGUAAUCCAACCCGAAACUCUUUUCACGAUAGGGAUUCCAAAUCCAAAGCAAGAUCUCGAGCAAAGUGAGAAUAAAUUUCAAAAAAAGAUGCUUAGGGAUGGUAAGCUACUAUCAGUUAUGAUUAAUGGAGAGAGUUGCACUAAUCUGGUGAGUGAAUAUUCGCUGAAGAAAUUGGGGUUAAACACAUUGGAACAUCCGAAACCCUACACCCUUCAAUGGCUUAAUCAAGAUGGAUCAAUUGAGGUCACCAAGCAAGCCAUAUUGAAGUUUGAGGUUGGAAGCUAUAAAGAUGAAGUCCUUUGUGAUGUGGUGCCAAUGGAAGAGGCUCAUGUUUUGCUUGGAAGACCAUGCCAGUUUGAUCGAAAUGGACAACAUGAUAGAGUCACCAACAAGUACAAGUGGUCGCAUAGAGGUCAGAAGUUUGUAUCAAAGCCUUUAUCUCCCAAAGAAAUCUAUGAGGAUCAACUUCAAAUGCAACAGAAUUUGAAGAAGGAGAAAGAGUUUCAAGCCAGAGUAGAAAAGGAAGUCAAAGAAGAAGUGCAAGAGAGAGAAGAGGUUCUUGUUGAUGGACUUGCUAUAGACACUUGUGAAGAGGAUUCACAAGCUUUGAUUUCAUCUAAAAAGAACAAGAACUUGAGGUAGAAGAAUUACAAGAGGCAGAAGAAGUAAAAGGAGAUAUUCUUAUUGAUGUUCCAGAUUUGAAUGCACAAGAAGUUAAAAAAUACAUUGAGGAAACAAAAAUCAAUGGAGGAGAUGAAUGCACGAAAAUUCUGGGGGAUUCAUCAAUUGUUCCAUAAUAUGAUCAUAUUGAUUUCGUGGUUGGCGAUGCAAUUUUCGAAGAGGGAGCACACAUGGAAAAACGACGAGAAUUGCAUAGUUAUGUGGAAGUUGUUCAUCAAAAUGGAGUCUUUACAAUUCAUGGUCAAAUUGUCUUUAAGAAGGGGGGAAUAUUACGAUCCUAACUACCAAGACAAUUUUAUUGGAAGACCAAGAAGAAUGGAGUUGAUCGGAAAUCAAGAUUCUGUAAAGAUUCGAGGUCGAAUCUUCUUCAAGAGAGAGGGAAUGAUGCGAUAUCGACUAGCGCGAUAUUUAAUCCCGUGGUCCAAAAAUGAAGAUUCAUAUUCGACGAUUUAAGGAUCAACUGGGAGCAUUCUUGAUGGAUAAAAUGGAGAAUGCAUUAAGUAUCGGGCCUACAACAUUUCUUGAAGCCCAAAACGUCCAUCCUUGCUGCCCAAGUCGUCCAAAUUUGAAAAGGACAAGGAAAGAGAUUGCUUAACCAGUAAGGAGCUUUCUUAAGCAUUAAAAACGUGUUUGUAGAUUACUUAGCAAUUAAGGAGCUUCCUUUCGUCAUAAAAAUGAAUUAUAGUCCUUAUUUAAGUAGUAUUAUGUUUCCUAGUUAGUUUGGGAUUUAUUUUCCUAUUCCUUUUAGGUUAGUUUUACGUUUUUGAGACCUCUAUAAAUAGAGGAUGUAAGACCUACGAAUUUUGUACUAAUAUUCAAGUUUUCAACAACUAAUUACAAGUGAGUUUGUGUGAGUUUCUUUGUGAACGUUUUUGCUUAAUCUCUCCUUUGAGGAUUCGGGAGAAUUGAGUGGUCUCUUAUCAACUAGAGAACGCGUCUAGUUGUAACGAGCAUCGACUAUAUCGAUUGACCUUAUCCACGAGUUCGAGAUUGUUUGAUUGGUUUCAUAUACCAAUUGGCCCUUCUCACGAGUUCGGAUCUGUUUGAUCGAUUUCCGCCACUAUACUUUAUUUUCGUGUUAUUGAAGAAGAAGAAAACCAUAAAAAGUUCGACGUUGUGCAACUCUGGUAUUUUGGUCCAAGUUUGAGUGGAUUCUCGAAUUAGAAUCAUAUCAAGUAACCCUUGGAACCCCCCUAGAUGCCUCGCUGUUGGCUUUGGACUUUUCUUCUGUUUUGCGCUUUUUGACCUCCAAUCGUCCCGAAACUCGUCCUCGACCCUUCCACACGUGCUAGGACCUGAAAUGUAUCAAAACAAGCACAACCUAGAGUGAAAUAUGUCGAGUAACGAUGAAAUGCAAAGUCAAACUAUCAAGAAAUGAGGGAAAAAUGUGUACAAUUGGACCCGAAUCACUCCCCCCCCCCCCCCCCCCCCCCCCCGCCACUUGAACGUUUGCUUGUCCCCAAGCAAACCAAGUACAAACCAAGGUAAGCUUGCAACUUCUCUUUUUCAAGAAAAUUUUUUGAGGCAUGUUAUAGGGCACAAAACGAAUGAAUCACAAUGGUUAUUUGUCACCGACCUAUGGACAAAAACAAAGUAAUCUUUGCAAC
Linum trigynum is the source of this 2713-nucleotide messenger RNA. The record is from the annotation of a GenBank genome assembly. NCBI's taxonomy places the organism in Eukaryota, Viridiplantae, Streptophyta, Magnoliopsida, Malpighiales, Linaceae.